AUGCACCCCUUUUCACUGCUGGAACACUCUGUAGAUGCCGCACUCCAGCACAGAUUAGAUAUCAUCAAACAACAACAAGAAAAAGAAAAAGAUGAAAAUGAUGAAAAUGAUGAGAUUGAAGUACUUGGACAGUCUUCUAUUUCUCCUGUAUGGUCUUACGCAACGCCUCCGGCAAAGAGACAGAGAGAAAUUCUAUUCCCACAUCAUCAUACAAUAACAGAAACAACAACUAUCGAUGCGAAUGAAGAUCAGGACGAUAUUGAACAACUCCUGCGUGAUGCAUUUUCACUUGCAGCUAGUCAUUCUGCAGAAGAGAAUGAAAUCAUUAAAUUAUCCUUUACACAAAGUAGUGAGAAUAUUUAUCGAGAUGCUAUGCUGAGAGCCUACCACUUGUAUGGAGAAAUAGAGAACUGUUUUGAUGAUUCUGAUAAGGACUUUCUUGAGAGAUGUUGUAGUUCUGACAACAAGAAGAAGAAGGAGAAACGCCCUGUAGACUUAUCCACUGCGUUGAUGGAGUUAUUAGAGUCACCAGCUAUGCAAAGAGAGAGAGAGAGAAAGAGAGAGAUGAUAUGA
This is a messenger RNA of Trypanosoma theileri, 573 nucleotides long. RefSeq lists its product as uncharacterized. The coding region runs from base 1 to 573 and encodes 190 amino acids. The transcript has a single exon. The record is from RefSeq and is a predicted model, not a curated record. Lineage: Eukaryota; Euglenozoa; Kinetoplastea; Trypanosomatida; Trypanosomatidae.